AUGGACAACAUCGACGAGGAAAAUGGCCGGUUAGUUGAAGACCUUCAUGAGUGCACGAGGAAGGCUGAGAGCUUUGAAACCAACAAAAGAUACCUGCCUCUUGAAAUUCUUGAGCUGAUACGCCAGCGUGGAGCAGCACGAGCCGCAAGGAACCAAGAACUCACGUUCGAGCUCGCGAAGUUUUGCAGAGAAGUGAUAAAGGAAGACCUCAAAGAGAGAAAAGCAGAAGUGCAGGCUGAUGCUGCAAAGGCGGAAAGAGCAUUCGCUACGCCCGUCGAGAAUUCGUCAAUCGAAAGACGAGAAUGA
This is a messenger RNA of Necator americanus (New World hookworm), 306 nucleotides long. RefSeq lists its product as uncharacterized. NCBI's taxonomy places the organism in Eukaryota, Metazoa, Nematoda, Chromadorea, Rhabditida, Ancylostomatidae. The transcript has a single exon. The coding region runs from base 1 to 306 and encodes 101 amino acids. The record is from RefSeq and is a predicted model, not a curated record.